AUGGGCGGCUCGUGGCGACCGUUCACUCAGCCUGAACGCCGGUCUUCAGACCCCGAAACUUCGCUGAGCACACAACGCCCGCCUCUCAAAAGCCACCACACGUCCCCGCCGAGCUUUUCCUCUGCAAGCUCAAGCAGCUCUGGCUCCGGGCCGAGCUCACCUGCCCAGCUGCUCUUUCCGAGCGGCUCUACUCGUCAGGGCAUGACUCGGACACGUUACCACACUGUCCCACCUCCUAUCCAGGUGCACAACCACUCGAGGCCACUCACGCCUCUGCACUCUAUUCCCGAGACCCCCAAAGAUCUAGACGUCUCGCCAGAAGGUAGCUGGGCUUUGCGCCAGUCUCGGACCCUUGGUCGGUCGAGGUCGCACCCCAACUUGCGCCUGGGCCAUCGCCAGCUUCUGAGCUCUGUGGAGGUGCAUGAUAUCAAGCUGAAAAGGAGCAUGUCUAGCUCUGGAGACAAGGGCGAUGCUGUGGAGAGGAAGAAGAAGGCCAUGUUGGCAGUCUUGCAGAUGCGUCGCGGGUCUGCCAGACCAAGUCUCGAGCUUUCAACCUCGGUCCUUAUGGCUCGUGUCGACUCGUCUACGAGACCGAGCUCGACACCAAAGCCAAACUUUCCUCCCCUCCCCGCUUCCCCUCUCCGUCGCUCCCCGCGUAUCCAAUCCCUCACUUCUGCCAUCCCCAAGCACAUUCGCUCCUCCUUUGGCUCUAUCGACUAUCACGCCCCAUCUUCGUCGUCUCCACUGGCGACACAUACCAACCGGGCGAGGUCUUCUUCCGCGCCCACACCUGCAUACCAGCUGCGCGAACGUCUGCAAAAGGAAAAGGAAGAGAAGGAAAAGGUAGUCUCGAGCCAAUCGGCAAAUGCUAUCAUCCCCGAUCGCUCUGCCGCCCGAGGCCCGGCCCCUCCCAAGCUCGUGCUCUCGCGCGAAGACCCCUCAAACCGCGACAACGCCGCGUGGAAGGAUAGCGAGAUGGUCUCGCCCAAAUCCGGAAGGAUCUCUCUCAAGAGCGAGAUGAUGCAAGACAUCUUUUACACCCCCGAGGUCGUGCCCUGCCUUACUCCCGAUUGCGAUACGCCUACAGAAGAACUCGUCCUCGGCGAAUAUGGAGAUGGGCGGUUCACCGGUGCGGGCAUGGACGUCGUCGAGGAGGAACCUGGAGAGGAGCGCGAGGAGCUUGUCAUCCGCCCGGGCAGUGUCAAAAGCGAGGCAGCCGGGAGCGAGGACGGGCUCGAUGCGUUGUGGGCAUUCCCUGCUCCACCCACAAGAAGCAACCCUUCCACCCCAUGUACGCCCACGUACCAUCGCGAACCCGCUGUUUCUCCCCGUUCAUCACCUCCUUCUUCCCCUAUCCCUACAUCCUCCUUCACUUCGCGCUCUCAGCCAGACUUGCUCCUCUCCUUCUCCAGUGCAGGACUCGAGAAUGAAAGUACCGAAACCCUCGUCACGCCCAAUACGUUCACCACACCUUUGAAACCCGGGUCGAUAUCUGCAGGCAGAAAGACCUCGUCGGUGAUGGGUGCUGCUAGCGCUUCCAUGGUAUCUCUCUUGAGCCCGAACGAGUUUGGGUCGACUAUCAAGAACAAAGGCGGUAGAUUGGCGCAGUUGGAGAAGCAGGGGAAGGGUGAAAAGGAUGACCCGAAGAGGUUCAAGACGUGGACAGGAUCCAUCACAAAGGCCAGGAAGAGCAUGGGCAAGCUCUGGGUGUAG
Cryptococcus wingfieldii CBS 7118 is the source of this 1713-nucleotide messenger RNA. RefSeq lists its product as hypothetical. The transcript has a single exon. NCBI's taxonomy places the organism in Eukaryota, Fungi, Basidiomycota, Tremellomycetes, Tremellales, Cryptococcaceae. Bases 1 to 1713 code for a protein of 570 amino acids. The record is from RefSeq and is a predicted model, not a curated record.